This is a messenger RNA of Lactuca sativa (garden lettuce), 396 nucleotides long. RefSeq lists its product as uncharacterized. The record is from RefSeq and is a predicted model, not a curated record. Lineage: Eukaryota; Viridiplantae; Streptophyta; Magnoliopsida; Asterales; Asteraceae.
AUGUUGAACAAACUACCUAAGAAGAAGGGUGACCCGCGAAGCUUAACAUUGCCUUGUCAAUUCGGAAACUUAGCUACCAUUUAUGCAUUGGCUGAUUUGGGGGCAAGUGUAAAUCUCAUGCCCUACUCAUUCUUCAAGAAACUAGAUCUUCCGGAGCCAAGGCCGAUUCGAAUGGCAAUUCAACUAACAAGUAAAAUUGUCGCAUUCCCAAGAGGAAUAUGUGAAGAUCUAUUGGUGAAGGUUGAUAAGUCUGUGUUCCCCUUGGACUUCAUAGUAUUGGACAUGGAAGCGGAUCCUCAAGUCCUGACCAUAAUUGGAAGACCUUUCCUAAACACCGUGAGUGUAAUAGUUGACAUGAGAGACUCUAAAUUUACUCUUCGAGUUGGAGACGUGUAA